AUGACCGCUAACGAUUUUGAAAUUCCCAAAGGGUUAACAAUGGCAUUACAGGAAUUCACUGUCAGUUUAAUUAAAGAGAGGCCAAACAACAUAUACGAUUAUGCAGCAAGUUAUUUUACUAGAUUAUUGAAAGAAAAGGAACGUUUGCUGAAUGAUGAAGGCGACUAUGAUGAAGAUGAAGAAAUCGCAAAAUUACGAUAUGCCAAGCGCCAAUCCGUUUGUGCUGAAUCAUAUCAACCUGAAGAGGAUGAAGAAGGAGAAAACGCAGAAAAGAUUGUACUUCCUAAAACCGAAGAACAACGUAAACGAUUGGAAGCAUCUGUCAAGAGCUCUUUCUUAUUUAAAGCACUGGAUGAGGAUCAAACUAUAGAAGUGUUGGACGCAAUGUUUGAACGAAAGGUGAAAGUAAAUGAAGAUGUUAUUGUUCAAGGAGAUGAUGGCGAUAACUUUUAUGUAAUUGACCAGGGCACUUACGAUAUCAUCGUCGAUAUUAAUGGAACUCCCAAAACGGUAGCAACAUAUACUGAUUCAGGAAGUUUUGGUGAAUUAGCUUUGAUGUACAAUACUCCUAGAGCCGCUACGAUUACAGCAAGAACUGAAGGAGUACUUUGGGCUUUGGAUCGAAAAACAUUCAGAAGAAUUUUAUUAUCCGCUUCAUCUAAAAAGCGUAAAAUGUAUGAGGAAUUGAUCGGUUCGGUCGAGAUGCUGUCUGAAUUGGAAGCUUAUGAGAGAACGAAUUUAGCAGAUGCUUUAGAAUCGAAGAAAUUUAAAGAUAACGAUGUUAUUAUUAAACAGGGAGACGAUGCUGAUGCAUUUUACUUUGUUGAGAAGGGCCAGUGUCGAGUUAUUAUCCAGAAAGGUAGCGAGGAAAAGGAAGUAGCACGACUAGGGAAAGGCGAUUAUUUUGGAGAAUUAGCACUUGUAACGCAUAGUAAAAGAGCAGCUUCUGUUUACGCAGUAGGAGACACUAGUAUCGCAGCCCUCGAAGUUGGAGCUUUUGAACGCUUAUUAGGUCCAUGCAUGGAAAUUUUGAAAAGAAAUAUGACUAAAUAUCAAGAUGUAGCAGACAAACUUCAUAAUUAA
Messenger RNA from Trichoplax adhaerens, 1083 nucleotides. RefSeq lists its product as uncharacterized. Lineage: Eukaryota; Metazoa; Placozoa; Uniplacotomia; Trichoplacea; Trichoplacidae. Gene Ontology annotation, biological process: regulation of protein phosphorylation. Bases 1 to 1083 code for a protein of 360 amino acids. The transcript is spliced from 15 exons. The record is from RefSeq and is a predicted model, not a curated record. Gene Ontology annotation, molecular function: cAMP-dependent protein kinase regulator activity. Gene Ontology annotation, cellular component: cAMP-dependent protein kinase complex.